AUGGUAGAUGGAGUUAUGGACUUCGGCGAUGAAGGUCCAAUGUCUUACAGUGAGGAGGGAUCCAUAAAGAUCUGGGACAGCGACAAACUACUGCUGACAGAGAUCUUCCUGGGUGGAGCAGACCACCAGGGGGAGAUAAUCCUCAGCUCGGCCUGCUUCCUGAACAACCAGGGUGACCUCCUUGUGGCAUACUUAAACCACAUUUUCAUAAUAGAUCACACCAAAGUUUAUCCUAGUGCUGAUGCCCCUGACCUUGAGGAAGGCUAUUUUGACGAAGAGUCGUUCGUGCUGGAGGAUUCUCGGGUCCUUUACGAUGAUGCCAAUGAUGAACCUGAUAGCAUUGAUCUUCAGAAGUACCUGGUGCCUUUUAAUAUUGCUCUGUCUGAAGACUUUUUGGAAGGCCGCAGGACUAUUGAACAUGUGGUAAAGGAACCAGUGGAGAGUAAUGAUGAUGAGGAGGAGGAAGCCUGUGAUUCGACAUGUGGCCUUUCUAGUGCCCCAUCAGAUAUCUACCUUUCACCUCUGACCAGCCCUCGUCAGCUCUCCACUGUUGAUAUAUUGCUGUGCCCCAAGAUGGAUGACCAGCAGUUGAACAUACAGAAGAAGAAAGUCACACCAGGGAAAAAAUUGUCUAGAAAAGUUCGGCAAAAGUUUUUGUCAAAAGCACGAAAACAGCCUGAAGUGACGUGGGUGGAGAUGCCUCAGUUUGGCUCCUCCCCUGGGACAACCCCCUCCCCAUCCCUAUCAAGUAUUGACUCCCCCUCACCUAGGGCCUCAUCCAUCACAUCAGACAAAGAGAAUGAAGAAUGUUUACAAGAAGAAACACAAGUUGUAGAAAUGCAGGGUGAGCGAGAGGAUCAAAGCCAGGAAGGAGAAAAUAAGAUGGGGACAAAAUCUACCAGCAGUACCCCAGCUAAGCAACCUGCCAGACAACCUGCCAAGGUAACAGAUCAGACAUAUGUGAAGUCUAAGUACUCGCUCGAUAAUAUCAAGGUGGAACCCCCUAAGUGGGCCAAGACACAACCAGCACCUGUCCAGCCUAAGCCCUUCAGACCUUCCAAUUACACCAUUGCUCAAAAAACAGAAGCCACAUCUCCUCAACCUAAACGAGAGCUCAAAAAGAAGCUGCCAAGUAAUAAUCGUAAAGUGGUGACGAGCGCUAGGUCAAGGUCCAGGCGAAAAUCAGUAGCUCGAAGUGACUCUCAGGUUUCAGGAAUAAGUGAAGUUUCUAAGGAUAUGACAGCUCAAAGGGUUCAUACCCCUGAAGUGAGUGGUGUGGUGGAAAGUGAAGUGUCUGGUGAGAAUGGUGUUACACAUGAUGCCAGUGACAUGGCUUACACAGGAAAUGAUGCUGCAAGGUGGGGUGAAGGUAGUCAAGAAGAUGUGCUUGAGGCCAGCAAGGAAAUGCUCACCCAAGAGGAGCAGAAUGCAGAUCUCAGGGAUGAUGCAGAAAAAGAUACAGCUUUACCCAAAUCAGUUUCGGCUUCAUCUUCCACUUCUGGGCCUAGGCCACUUGCUUCCACUCAAGUUGUGCAAGGUGGUCUGUCCAAAGGUGUCACAGGACAGGGUUCUAAAGAUCACUCUCCUGCUCAACAUUCAAGACCUUCAACUGCUGGUCAAGGUCAGCAUGAUCAGGAUGAGCUGUGGGCUAUGUUUGAAAAUACGCUUAAGCAUUACAGAAGCCGACCAGGAACACCAAAUAGCAGUGAACUUUGGUAUAAGAAUGCAGGCAACAUCUUUGAAGAUAGCUGGCAUGAAAGAAUGAUUGAGCGGCAUCAGCUUUUGAAACUGCAGACUAUGUUGAGGGUUGAAAGAGCUGCUCAUAGGCGGAAAAUUGAAGAUCAGAGGCAGCAAGAGAGACGUCAGUCACUACACAGUCACCAACACUGCACCUCACCCAAGAUGGGGGAUGGAGAUCCAGAUUCAAGGCUACACAUCUUCAACUGGUUUGGGAAUGCUAACCGUGUUUCACAGGCAUCAGGUCACCCUAGCAGCCGCUUACGCAGGCCAAAGACGGCUCAUGCAAAACUCAUGGGUGUAGAUAAACAGGAGCUGAGUUCUGUACAGCCAUUCAGGUUACGGAUGAAUAAGAGUUCAACGGAAUUAUCUUCAAAGUACUCUAGUGUUGACUUGGUCUCCUACGAUCCCCGUAACCAAUGGGCUGUACGUCCUCAUUCCAGCAAGUCUAUUCCAGCUAAGUGCAGAAAAUAUGUCCUUGUUCAACCACCAAAAGAAGAUGGCAAUGUUGUGGCUUCACCGAUGGUGGAAUCUCUUCUGAGGAAGCGUUUUCCAAAUCAACUUCACCCAGUCAGUAACCCACGAAGUAGGUCUCCAACAAAUACAUACCCGAUGUCAUUUUCAGCACUUAUUCAGCAGAUGUCUUCAUAGCUGUCGUACACGCAUUAUCCAUCUGUGGAUUUCCACAUUCAUGGUGCCUCUUAGUAAGACUUACUUUGUGGCCACUAUCCGAUCUCAUCUCCAGCAGACCAUCACAGCUCCUUCAUGUCAUCAGAUACAUACACUGUAUAUGGAAGGCUGAAACUGUACAUGGAAGUGGCCCCAGAACUAUACUCUCCUGUUCUCAGUUUCCCUUACAUUCAAUAAUAAUAUUUGAUCCAAGCUAGCAAAGGAUCAGAGGAGAAACCAUAGACGUUACCUUCAGUAUGCCAAGCUCUGACAACACCAUACACGUCCCAUUCAUAUGAGGUAGAGGAUAAUAAUACCUUCUGGAGGUUUGUCUGAAGCAUCAUUCUGAGGACACACACUAGUGUCAUAGCAGUGUGAAUGAGGCUUGUCUGUAAAGUAAACCUGGUUUCCAACCUUUCAGAGUUAAAGCUAUAUUGUCCAUGUGCAUGUACAGAUUUUGGUUGGGUUGGUCUGAAAAAUGAACACUGGUUUUCCCCAUGUUAUGGUUUAUUAUUCCUGUCCAUAUGCCUGUCCAUUGCAUGGAUCAAAACUCUGUCAUGUUUUGUU
Messenger RNA from Liolophura sinensis, 2973 nucleotides. RefSeq lists its product as uncharacterized. The record is from RefSeq and is a predicted model, not a curated record. The coding region runs from base 1 to 2388 and encodes 795 amino acids. The transcript is spliced from 19 exons. NCBI's taxonomy places the organism in Eukaryota, Metazoa, Mollusca, Polyplacophora, Chitonida, Chitonidae.